Messenger RNA from Aureobasidium subglaciale EXF-2481, 1259 nucleotides. RefSeq lists its product as uncharacterized. The coding region runs from base 97 to 1122 and encodes 341 amino acids. The record is from RefSeq and is a predicted model, not a curated record. Lineage: Eukaryota; Fungi; Ascomycota; Dothideomycetes; Dothideales; Saccotheciaceae. Gene Ontology annotation, biological process: lipid storage; lipid droplet organization; phospholipid biosynthetic process. Gene Ontology annotation, cellular component: endoplasmic reticulum membrane. The transcript has a single exon.
CUGGCAGAGCAGCAAAACGUGGACCAAAGUCUCUUUUCGCAACAACAACAACUCUCCCACCUACGCAUCUCUUCUCUCAUAGACAAUCCACGCGUUAUGGCGACCAGAAACCGCUUCAAGGCCGAAGUGCCCAUGUCCGAACUGUCGCAAUUCUCGUCACCUUCAUCGACCACAGGCAGCACAAAUCGCCAACAGAACGCACCCUCAUCACCAUGGUCUCCCACCUUCCUUGAGGGCAUCCUGCUGGCCAUCUACCCCUUCACGCUAGUCCUGGGCUCGCUGUUCAGUGUUCUCAACACCACGACGCGCAACACGCCCUACAGCGGCGACCUCCAGUCCCACCCUCCAAACAUCGCACCCUCAUACUUUGCCCUCAAGUCAAACGUCUUCAACGUCUAUUUUGUCAAGAUUGGCUGGUUCUGGAUCACAGGCGCCUUUUUCCUCUUCUGCUUCACCCACAGCUCUCUAGGUCCUCGCUUCAUACCCACGCUUACACCCCGUCGCAUCCGCGCCCUUGUCCGCUACACUGCUGUGACAGCCGUGUGGUGUGCCGUCACGCAAUGGUUUUUCGGUCCUCCUAUCAUCGACCGCGGCUUUAGACUCACCGGCGGCCAAUGCGCAAUCAUCUACUCCGACGACCCCAUCAACAACUACAAGCAAAACCAAAUGAGCGACACCAGAGAAAUCUUCACUCAUGCUGCUUGCAAGGUCGCCGGUGGCUCUUGGAGAGGUGGCCACGAUAUCAGUGGCCAUGUCUUCAUUCUAAUCCUCGGCUCUGCAAUGCUCUGGCUCGAAAUUCUACCCGACGUUCUCAGAAAUGGAGGAUUACGCGAAGACCGCCGUAUUCGUAUGCAUGAUGGUGCUGUCAAGACUGCUGCUGUGGAAACCCAUGACGAAAAGGGCAAUGUACACGUUCCUGGCGAGCUGGGCUUGGGCGUUAGAGUUGCUUUGUGCAUUGCUGGUCUCAGCUGGUGGAUGUUGCUCAUGACUGCUGCAUACUUCCACACCUGGCUGGAGAAGUUUACUGGCUUGGUUGUUGCGUUCAGCGUCAUCUACGCUGUCUACUUUGUUCCCAGAGGUCUCCCUGCACUAAGAAGUGUAUUAGGUAUGCCUGGUGUAUAAAGAUAGUAUGACGAGGAGCACAGCAUGUGAGCGAAUUGAUAUCUCCCUCUAGCAUCAUCAACGGUUGGUUAUACAGCAUAUACUUUGAAGAAAACAGUACACUUUCACACUCGCAAGAACUAGAUGUGCAACCCCCA